AUGGAGCUGGCUCUGAACAAGUCAUCGUCCUGCGUGGACUGUUGCAACGACUGCACACUUCUGCCCUGCUGUUCUUCCGCUGCCUGCUGCGACGCUAGCUGCAAGGCUAGCUGCGGAUUAAUUCCCCCCGAUCCUGUCAGAUACGAAACCCAGGAACCCGAGGAGAACUUUGUCUCAAUAGAUGAUCCAAAAAUCAAGGGAUUCCUCUUGAGAAUUGGCCAGCAGCAACAAGAAUUGGAAAAGGAAAGGAAAAAAAAGGAUCAGGAGAAAAGGGAGAAGAUACGGAGGGAGGCUGAGGAAAGAAUUUGCCAAAAUGUAAUCGAACUGGAUGAAGAUGAGGUCCAUUCAGCUAAGGGUCUUAUCAUCAGCGCAGCGAGGAGUUUAGCUCAUUGGAAUUCUUCCAUAAAAAGAAUAUCCCCAGAUAUUGAACUCAUACCCAAACCACAGCACAGAAUUGUUGCAGAAAUCGAGCUAAGCGAUAGUGAUCAGGAUAGCGAAGGAGAGGAAGAGGUGAAUCUUCCUUCAGAUACUGUUCGUUGCGUCCUAAACGGGCAGGAACAGAAGGCGAACGAGGAUCAGAAUCCUCAAGUGCAGGUGAUCAUUUUGAACUCCGACCUAGAAGAGGAACAGCAGCAAGAACAUGUAAUCAGGAAGAAGUUCUCUAACUCGAGGAGAUCAGCAAAAAGACGUCCGUAUGUCAACAGAAGAGGACGUCACCUGUACGAAUGUCCGAACUGCGGGAAGAAAGUGCAAUCCAAUUACAAUCUAAGACGUCAUAUGAUGAUACAUACAGGUGAACGACCAUUCCCGUGUGAUCUAUGCGAACGUCGUUUUCGGGAGUUUAGUGAUCUUAAGAAGCAUCGUCGAAGGCACUCGCAUGAUCCUCGAUUCAUCUGCAUGAUCUGUCACUUGGGACAACCUCUAGAGCAGGAUUCUACGAGGUGUGCGGAAUGUGAGAGCAAGAAUCUCAUGGUAAAGCCUCAGCCGGAGGAAUUAAGUGAUAAAAUUGUCGAGGAACGAGAAGAGCAGAUGGAAGAAGAUGAGGAAGAAAUGGAGGAAGAGGAUGAAAUUGAAGAGGAUGAACAGGCACAACUCAUUGGACCAUCCACUCUGCUGGUUACCUUAAUACCACCCAUUCAAUCUCCACCAGAAAAGGUUCCCCAAGAAACCCAGCCAAGUCGACCGCCUCUUCCUCGCAGUUGCAGCAGUGCCAACUCCUCAUCGUCCUUAAGCAACGAUGGAAAUGUAUCUGGGAAGCCCAUUAACCGCAGUCGCAGAUCUUAUCCCUGUCCUUUAUGUCAUCGCCCUUUCGGAACUCGUCAUAACCUUAAACGCCACUAUAUGAUCCACACUGGAGAAAAGCCUUUCAGUUGCUCCAAAUGCAGGAAACCCUUUAGGGAAUGCUCCACCCUCAAAAAACACAUGGUCACUCAUGUCAGGGACCGAUGGUAUAAGUGCCUUAGGUGUCCCUCCAAAUUCAGAGACUAUCUGGAGUACACUGAUCACAAAUCCAUUCAUUUAGACCUGCUUAGUAGUCACAAGUCGUCCACUUACGAAAGUGACGAUGAUGGCGAGAGUUCUGUAGAAGAAUGCCUGGAAUGCUGCGAGUGCCAGCAGAGAUUUACAGAGUUAGAUGCUUAUACGGCACAUCUCAAAAAGCACGACUUGGAAUUGUACGGCAUGAGUGUGGACGAUGUGGCGGACGACGAGCAUGACGUAGAUGUGGCUUAGAUAAGGGAACAGUAUAUUGAUUUAAUUAUGUGAGAAUUAUGAAUUCCGACGAUGAAGAAA
Messenger RNA from Drosophila eugracilis, 1791 nucleotides. Its product is annotated as zinc finger protein 2. The record is from RefSeq and is a predicted model, not a curated record. Gene Ontology annotation, cellular component: nucleus. Lineage: Eukaryota; Metazoa; Arthropoda; Insecta; Diptera; Drosophilidae.